Molecule: messenger RNA, 11183 nt
Organism: Rhopilema esculentum
Lineage: Eukaryota; Metazoa; Cnidaria; Scyphozoa; Rhizostomeae; Rhizostomatidae
Source: RefSeq, a predicted model, not a curated record
CAGGGGCAGCUUGGGAUUUCACGAGGAAAAUGGGGCUCUCUGGCCUGGUUGUUUUGGAAUGUGUUACAGAUUUCACAUUUCGAGAUGAAGUCGAUAAGAUCUUUGUUUAUGCCAGGCCAGUAAACUGCUUCUCUGGCUCUUCUGAGGCAGCUCUGUAUUCCUCUGUGUGUUACAUGCAGUUUAUCCCGGAUCUUUUUGCGCAGUGUUACUGGAACAACUGCUCUCUGACCCUUGAAUAUUACGUCAUCCUGUGUUGCUAGCUCGUUUCUUAUUGAGAAGUAUGGAUGAAUACAUCGAGGAAGGGUCUCUUUUCUUUCUGGCCACCCAUUCAAAAUUAUUUCUUUCAGUGAUUGUAAAGUGCUGUCACAUUUGGUUUCUCGCUGUAUUUCCUUCAACUGUUGCUCAGAGAUGGUAAGAUUCUCAUCGUAUGAUUGCAAUCUUAGUAGCAGAGGCGAGUGGUUUGCUGACGAUUGAGACAAGUGAUUUGUGACCCGUCAAAAGUGUAAUCUCUCUGCCAUAGACAUAGGUAUGGUGAUGUUCCACUCCAAAUACUUGUGCAAGCAGCUCCUUCUCUAUUUGGCUGUAAUUUUGCUCUGCAAGGGUGAUGGCUCUGCUUGUAGAUGACACGGGACGUCCCUCUUGCAUGAGCACGAAACCAAGCCCCUUUGAUGAUGCAUCAGCCUGGCCUUCUGUUGCUGCCUUUUGGUCAAAAUACUUUAGAACUGGUGCCUCGCAAAUGGCCUUUUGUAUGUCAGCAAAAGACUUGUCGUGAUCUUCUCCCCAUACCCAUGGUGCAUCUUUGUGGGUCAAAGUUCUCAGAGGUUCGCAUACUUCAGAUAGUCUGGGAAGAAACUUGGCCAGGUAUUUACCAUGCCAAUGAACCUUUGUACACCAGCGACAUCUCUCGGCUUUCUCAUCUUUGUGAUGGCUUCAACUUUUGCGGAGUCUAUCUUAAGACCAUUCUGUGUUGGUGUAUGAGGGAAACUUCAUCGCACUUGAACUUGAAUUUGUCUUUGUUCAACUUGAUUUUUUUUGUUGACAGUGUUUCAAAAGUACCAGCAUGUUCAUGUCAUGAUUUUUGACAGCUUCUUCGUAUAUUUCUCCUCUUCCGGUAACAAGAGCAUCGUCAGCGACUGCAUACACCCCAGAUAGGCCUUCAAUGCACUGAUCAAAUUUGUGUUGAAAAUGUUCUGAAUCUGGUUUAAUUCCAAAUGGCAUCCUGAGGUGUCUGAAACGCUGUGAGCAUGCUUGAUUCUUCGUCGAGCUCUAUUUGAAGGUACCCUUCCUUCAGGUCGAUUUUGCUGAAUACCUUGACACCUUCUAACUCUGGUACCACAUCCUCAAUCAGCGAUAACGGAUGAUGACUUCUUUUCAAUGCUUUGUUGAGGUGUUGUGGAUCGAUGCAUACCCUAAAUUUCCCAGUGGUUUUUCUGCAAUGACGAGAUUUGAUACCCAAUCUGUUGGACUUGUAACUUUCUGAAUGACAUGAAGAUUUUCCAGCCUUUCCAAUUCAGCCUUGAGUUUUGCUUUAAGAGCGAUUGGUACUCUGCAAGGCGGCAUGGCAACAGGGAUUUGUGACUCAUCAACAUCUAAGUGUAACUUGCCUGGCAUGUGACCCAAACCUUCAAAGACAUCUCCAAAACGGUUCUCUAUAUCUGCAAUACUGAGUAGAGCCUCUGUGGUAGUCGAUAAAACCGUUGGUUGUGCCUGUUGAUGUGUGCUGUUUGAAGCAAUACUGUUAGAGCGAACAUUAUCUACAUUUGCGUUAAUAAUAUUAGCAUAAUUAACAGUCAGUAGUCCCAUCUUUUGUGCUGCAUUAGCUCCUAAUAAUGGUACAUAGUCACCUUUUACAACAACAAAUCUGACAGUGUACUCAGUCUGGUUCUUUGGGUUUACUACCUUAAGUUUACAAAUACAAUUCAAUAAAGCUUGGCUGUACAGGUGCAAAGAGUGAUCCGAUUUUUCAACUUUUGUGCCUGGAGGAACAAAGUGUUCUGGAAGAACAUUACAGGUAGCACCUGAGUCAAAUUGAAAACUAAUAUGUCUGCCUUUUAUAAUCAUGGAGGCAAAAAAUUUUUUUCUUAGGAGGGGACUGGGACACAGCAUUGAUUGCCAAAUUAUUUUUGGGUGAAAUUUCAACAAUGAGAAUUUCAUCAUCACUUGUUUUCUUCCUUUACUGCAUGUAUUUUGGCUUAAGAAAAUGUAUCUCUCAUACCUGGUGAUUUCUUCAAGCUGCACUUCUCAACAAAAUGGUUUCUCUUACUACAACCAGAACAAUAUCUGCCGAAGGCUGGGCAACUCUCUUUGUUUCUUUUAUGGCUACGCCCACAAAAUUUGCAGUUGGAAAUAAAACCUCUUGUGUCUCCAGUGUUCUCCUUAGGCUGCUUUGCUUUCCAACAUAAUGGGCCAUGAGGUCAUGAUUAUCAGCUUGGUCAGCCAUUAUUUUUGCUUGAGCAGUAGUUGUUUCUGUGGCCCUGCAUAAGUCAAUGCGUUUAGAUAAUGAGAGUUUUGGUUCUUGCAGUGAAUUUGGUUCAGAAGAGGAAAGUGAGUGUAUAGGUUGUGGAGACCCAAAAAAUACCGUUGUUUUAGCCUGACAACUAGCCCAUUAUUUGGCUACCAUUGUUUGAAAUGCCGUGCUUUCGUUUGCAAAAAAAUCUAGAAUGCUCAGUUUUUGUGUAUGAAAGCUGCCCUGGCUGGAAACAAGCUGAAAGCAUGGCUCUGUGUAAAACAAUUGAUGGCGAAGAAGUGUAUUCCAUUGAUGACGAUGAUGAGGAUGAUGUGGAAUUAGAAGGAGUUAAUGGUAUUACAGAAUCGAUAGAAAAAGAGAGCAGUUUGAGAUAAAAUGUGGAUCUCGUGGUUUUCACCAAUACAGAAAAUUUUGAAAGUCGUACAUGAAAGAGGCAAUCUUUACGAUCCUUAUGCAAUGGCUUUGCGCAUUAUGACAAGAAGGACGCUGGACGGACAUCGCGUCAUCGGGCAUUUGCCAAGGGAGAUCAGCCGCUUUUCGAAGUUUUAUUACGACUAUGGAGGGAAAAUGGAGGCCUUUGUAUCAAGCAUAGCCUUUAGAAGGUCUCCAAUACCACAGGGUGGUCUGGAAAUACCGAUUGUCUUGAAGGUUUUUAAAUCUAACGCACCAGACAGAAUUUUCGACAUUAUGAAGGAGAAAGUAAACUCGUACUAUACUGAACCGGAUCAAAUUCAAUUCAACAACCAAGAUUUUAGUGAUAUUAACAUUUAAAGUAAUAGUACAAUGCGAAUUUCGCAAAAAAUAGUACAACGCGAAUUUAAAUACACCUGAGGUAGCCCCCUGCUAGCCCAAUGGAUGCGCGGUGCCUAGUUAAUGCUCUGGACACGAAUAUCCUUUCACAACAAUACGACAUUAAGGGUUUUCGCCGAUAUUCGUUUUUCAACAGUGUAACAAAUUUAUACAAACUUUCAAAAGCGUAUCAAAUUUCUGUUAUUCUUUUCUUCGUAAGCAUAUGCUUAUGAGACAUGCCUUUAAACAACUAAAAAAUCACUUUGUUUGUGCCUUAAACUUACAAAAGUUAGCCAUUACAAAGUGUAUGCCUAAUGUAGAUGUAUUUUUACCAGAGGUUUAUUUUUUUAAACUUUUAAUGUGUGAAAAGAUAUUAUUUUACUAGCAAAUCGCACUUGUCCUUCAUUUAUUGCAGUUAGGUCUUCACAUUUUCUUAAAAAUAUUACAGUCACUCUGGUGGGUGGCAAGCGUAACUCACAACAAAGUUAGUAUAGUAUACUGCAUUUCAUUUCUUACUGCGUGAAUAGUGAUGUUAUGUUGGACAUUAUAAAGUUUGAAAAUGAUUACGUCACAAAAAUCUAUUUUUAGAAUUUUUAGAUUUUGACCACAUAACCUGAAAGAGCAUUCCAAAAUGAUUGCGCAAAAUCAGUAAAAUGCGAUACCAAUUGGCUGCGAUACAGCAACAUUAGCACGGUAAAAUAAUGGCUCUCCGUUUGCAAACUUUAAUCUUUCACUGGGCAUGUCUAACCCAAUAGCAGUAAUAGUGAUAUUUCGUGGUAUUCUUUAAGGUUACGUUGCCAGAAUGAAUCUAUAAGUAUAUUUUGAUGACGUCACACUUUGGUACUCCCGUUCGUGGCAUUCGUGGCAUCGUCUUCUGUUUUUAUGUAUUUUAUGAAGCAUGCGUUCGCUGCUCUUAAUAAUUUGAAAUACCACUUCGUCGUGAAACGUUGUGAGCAUCACAAUAAACCCCCUAUUCAAAAUUUGAGCUGUAAACCUUUUCUGUGUGUCAAUGUGUCUCUGAGAAUUCUUAACCUUUUAGUUUUUUAUUAAUGACAGAUCACGUUCCUGAAGUGUUCUGUUGCAAAAGUCAAUUCUAUUCACGGAUAAAUGUCUUUUUUAGCAGCUCCAGUCAAACAUUUUUCAUAAAUCAAAUUCUGUAAGCUUCCGUUUUCGAAGAGUACCGUUUUAUAUAUCGUAACUGAACAUUAAUGUUUUGCAUAUCUUGAUUUUAAGAAUUCGAAUUUCUUGACUGAACGUAACAUGGAAAGCGUCUUCCGAGAGUCCAUGACACCGAAUAACUAGGCUCAAGAUGACCGAAAGUUAAAGAUAUUCCAACUGGCUGAGGCUAGUGUCCGAUCGCUAGAUACAACCAAUUUAAUAUUCUACAUUUAUGCAUGUUACAUAAUUUACUUUAAACUUGAAACAGAUAAAAUGUAGUAUAUAAAGGCUGAAAAUAAGUUAUAGAUUAGGAACGAUUAAAGAAAACUUCGAAGCUGAAAUUUUGAGAGUCAGAAGUCGCAAAACCGCAAUCGGCAUUGAACUAAUGCGCAUCCGCACAUAAACGACCAAGUACCCGGUUAUAAGAAAAAGGAAUUAUUGCUAGAAGCAACUGGAUGACAUGUUUUUAUGCCUUUAUCCAGUUUCUCAGAACAAGAACAAGCUGCAGCGUUGAUCCAAACCUUGCUGGGUAUCUAUUGACUGUCUCUUUUCUUUGAAACGCAUCCACAUCCUUAAAGCUGCAUGUGUACGGUUGUGUACGGUUAAAGGCAUUGAGUCAUGAUAAAAUGGAUUGGGUAUACCCUAAGUGCCAAAAUCCGCUGAGUCGUGAUUUUCAUGACUGCCAUGCUAUUGGUUGACCUGGAACUGAUCACAUGAACUCACCUCGUACUGAUUGACAAAGCAAUUUUCAUCAAUAGCAAGUUGUCAACAACGGAUGCAAAUAUCACAUGAAACAGCAGCGAUCACGCCGAAACCAAAUGACCAUGACUCAAUGCCUUUAAAGACGUAAGACGCGUGCUAAAGCUGCAAUCCGCUAAAAAACAUUUCCUAGGCCGUACGAAGAAAUAGGGACCUCGAGGCCGUGAAGCCGUUAUUUAAUUUAAAGUUUCCCUAUUAAAAUAUUGUAUACUGUUUCGAUUCUUCUAAGAUGUUGGUAUUCGUAGCUACAGCCUCGACGAUUGAGAAUAGGCUUUUGAUAAUUUGUUUCUUUUAGAAGGUUCUUGAGAAGUAGAAACUUUGUCGACAUGUCAUUGUUGAAAUUAUUGUGGAUUGUCUUCUCCACGGUGCUAUCAUUUUUGUGUCAUUCUUAUAGGCAGCUGGUGAAAACUGGUAUGUCACAAUUUUCUUAAGUAUAGUUAGGCCAUUUUGUUAGAUACCCCUUAGCCCAUUCAUUGUUAGGAUUUUCUCUAUUUUCUUUUUUGCAUAUCAUUAGCUGUGGCAUACCUCUCGUUCAUACGACAUAUGUCUCGCGUCAUAGCAUUGUCUCAUGUUAGCGACGCCCCCUUCCAUUGUUUAUGUUGUAGGUGCGGGAUUUUCCCAGCAUUGCUUAGGCCUAGUCAUAGGUUACUCAUUCUCAUCCCUAUGUUGUUGUUCUACCAUUUGCGUAGUUUUCUAUCAUUUUUGCAUACAUUUGAUUUAGAUAUGUUACUUUCUUUUACUUGUUAUCGGUAAGUUACCAUAAUCAUCGUGUAUUGCUAAUUUUAGAUUCCAUUCGUACAUAUAUACAAGUUGUAGUUUAAGUAGAGUCAGUUGGAUAGAGACAGGAGAAGCUAUUUGAACGAAACUCUGUCACUCGUCAUAAGGCUUUAGGUUAGGUUAGGGCCUAGUAUUCUUCGUAUGUUUUAUUUGUAUUUAGGUGUCUGAGUUAUAAACACAGUUUUCUCUGGUGUUUUACUCUCUGGGUUUGUGACAGGUAUUUCUUUGAUUAGCCACCGUCAGUUUUUACAGACCCGUUCACAGGCCCGUCGAGAACAACACAAAGAAAGAUGAAGCCGUUGAUGACAUUAUUAAACUGUAGUUGUUAAUGUUGUUGUUGUUGUUGUUGCUGUUGUUGAUGUUCUUGUUAUUUACCAUAUGUUAUUUACCUGGUUAUAAUUUUUGGCCCUUUCAGCUCGGGGUCUGGGCACUUUGCCCCCCCCCUGCCCCCUCUCAGCGGGUCUGAAUGUUCAUAUUUGCGGGAAAUUCGCCACGCUAUUGCUAUCAAAAAAUAAGUCGUUAUGCAUCACAAAACACUGUUCGUGUAUCUUUGUCUUCAGGACAAGCCAUGGAAAUAAAUCCUUUCCUUCAAUGAAGAUCUUGCUAGCCAAUUGGUUUUACAAAAAGCAACAUGGUUGUGGCUUUUAAAACAAAAGGAUAUCAAUCAAAUCUUAUCGAAACUUUAAGUGUUUUUUUUUAAGCAAGCAGUCGUGUAGAAUGUGUUUGUGUAGUCCUUUACAGAUCAAUGUUUCGGUUGUUGAUGGUUCUCUGUUUAUACGAAAUUCAGUGGCGAAUGAAACAAUUGAAAAUUAUUAACCAAUGAAUUGCAGCUUUCUUUAAUCCCGGAGGGCAUAAUUGAAAUCUGUGGUUCUCGUAUCGCUAGUUGAAAAAAGGUUUAGCGCACCAUAUGUGAUUUUGAGUUUUCUUGGGAAUGAUGCCACACGUUUAAUUGUGUCAUAAUAUAUAUUUAGCAUAAAGGAUGCAGGCACGCACACAAAUGCAAGAUCGCUCCUUCUAUUUGAGUACUUCGAUUCGUCAUCAUGAUUGCCCACGUGUUAUUGUAUUUAGUAUAUGCAUGGCUGGUUGUGACGUCAAGAAAGUCAAACCUCUCUUCUCGAAACUAGAUCUGUCCUACUAUGUACACACUGCGUAUCUUUACUAUUGCCUAUUCAAUGGAAUCUGAAAAUUAGGUAUUUAAUCUGAAUAGCUAAACAAACGGAAAAUCAUAAUAGGAAUUAUGCGUUGUUUCAAAGUUGGAUUACCAUAACGAAUUGGCUUGUGCAAGAAGCUGUUGUCGUAAGCCGGGUUCUAAGUAAAUUAACAUGAAUGAUUGACAUUUGAUAAAGAAGCUAAUGUUUACAAGCAGCCAGCAGAUUGUUUGCAAUCGCUUUUACGUUGGUUCAAGAAACAUUGACGUUAUUUCAAAGACAACUAGUCUACUAGACACCGCUACAACGACUAACGAUGUUUUCAGCUGGACUUUCUGGGUGUGAUUUUGAUUCAUUUAUGUGAUAUAGGUUUUCAUACCAAUAAGGAACAGAAGCCGCAAAUUUAUUGAGUUAUCCUAGUUGAAGGACAGGUGCGUGCAAAGGAAAUCUCAAUUGACCAUUAAUCCUUUGCUUGCAGGCCUGUGUGGAUCUUCGCUCUUGCUCCCAACGACCGAACUGGUAUUUUUUCAGUUAAUCGAGGUAAAGAAACAGAACCUAUCGCUUAUCCAAUUUGAUAUCUCGAUGAACCUUAUAGAUGGAAAAACAUACAAUGAAGUUUGAUUGAGUUGGUGAGUAGAGGUUUCCAGAUUAUCACUGUGGAAUUGGAAUGAAGAAUAUAUGAAAUAGUGCGUUGUGAUAAAUUGUGGACGCGAGAAGGAAUUGCAACAUUUCAAUUCAAGUUGAUGUCGAUCAGAAGUCAAGAAAUAUUUCGAUAACAAAUAAGUUCGUCCAUUCGUCAGAUUGAGCCAGUAAGCUAUCUACUCUGCUAUGCUGUCGACAAUUACUGUAAACACUGUUAUUACAAAACUCAAGGUUUGUUCGUGGUAAAUUAAAUCAUACACCUGCUAAUUUAUUUAACGGUAUAAACACAGACGCAUUGGCAGCUAAAGUCUUUGGAGAAUUAUUCUGAAUAAUCGGUCAUAUUGCUUAUGGAUUCGCUCUGAUUACAUAUUUGUCUGGUCUAACCCGUAUCUGGAGCAUAGUUGCUAGAACUUAGCAAUAUCAUGUUUCUAUUUUUGACCUAUUGUUGAUCGCCAUGUCAGCCACAAAUGCAAAAACGAACGUCAAUUACUCGACCCAAAACGGUCACAAUACUACAGAGGAAAACGAGGAAGAAAGCCAAAGGGAAAAACUAACGAAAAUGUGGGUCGAAAGCCAGAUCCGUGGCAAGCAGCUGAUGACUUCAGGAACCUUGCCCAAAAGAGAGGCGUUUGAAAAUCGCCGUCUGAGAAAUUUCCAUAAUCCUUCUGCAAAAGCCGAUGGCAACGGAAAUCAGGGAGAGGAUCGGUAUAACCUGCAAGAAGAACAGCGUAGCCAAAGUCAUAAAGAGCAAUGUUAUGAAAUCGAUAUACAAAAAGGAGAAUUGGAUACAGAUCUUGAUAAUGAUAUAUUUACAGAUCUAUCUGGAAUGACACUUCAUCAGAAAAUUGAAGCCCUUCAAUUAUCCAGAGAUGGACUGCAUCUUCCGUUAAUAUCAAAAUCACCCUUCACGUCACCUGUCGGUUCGCCGGCGCUUUUCCCACGAAACAGCUUUAUGAACGGUGCCGACACUUCGCCGGCCUCUUCUUCAGGAAAUUCACCCCAGAUCUCGCCAAGAAUGAAACUAAAUAGCUCGUUGCCAAGAAAUUUCAGAGAUCAAUUUUCAAGAGAGACACGAUCACUACCUGGCAGCCCCGUAUUUCGUAGGGGUAAAGCAAUGCAGCCAGCUGAUCCGUUGGAUAAAACAACUGCACAAAAUAACGAUUCGUUUAGGGGAGACCAACAGGAUCCGGAGCUCAUUUUAAGUUCAAGCCACAGAGAUGUUUCUCCUCAAGGAAGAACGGGGCUGGCAUCGCGAGAAAGCCUUACGGCGAACAAGCUUUCUUUCAGCAAUGCAAGAACAAAUCUAAGACGACCAGGGACACCAGUAGCCAGAGAUCUUCGACCUAGCUUGGGUUUAGGGCAAUUUUCUAGGUCCUUGUCGGACUUGAAUUCCAUCAGGGAGGCAGACUCAGAAACGAAAGUAAAACGUAGCAGGCCUCUGCUGCUGCCUAGCAUUGGAAAUUAAUUACAUUUUCAACAUUUACUGGAAGAUAACUACUUGGAUAUGUCAAGAUUAUCAAGACAAAAGAAAAUUGAGUUUAACGACAGUAGAAUCCAGGCAUAACUUAUCUUGCUUCAAGGAAGUAUAGGACAAAUUUUCUGAGAUUUCAUUUUAGAAACUAACAUCGUUUUUAGAGCAUUCAAUAAUUUAUUUUCAUCUCUUAUCAAACCCAAGGUACCCAACAGGGUUUUGAUUACCCUAUUUUGCAACAAAUGGCAUUGCUGGAUACUUUUUUGGGGGGAUCCGGCGUUGUAGGAUACCUAAAGUUUGUUUUUUUAACGAAUAUAUUUUUAUCACCUUAGUGUUCGCUGGGAUAUCGUUAAUAAUUUAGAUCAAGUUUUUCACCCAAAUUUUCGAGCAAAUUAUCUUUGAAAUCAAAAGUUUUGUUCUCUAAUGGAGUAUGCAGCAAAUUUCGUUUGCUACCAAAUCAAAUAUCAUAUUUGCAAAUAAUGAGCGUAGCAUGACCCCAGAAGCCAUCACAUUCUUACUGCUUUUUAUUUGCGGUCAAUAUUGAGUUCAUCAGUAGCUUUGUAUUAUAAUGGCUGUUUGACCUUUUAGUACAGGUUAUAGCAGUGACAGAACAAAACUCCAAGGUGACGUCGGGUGGAUAAUCAGACCACGCCCAUUUGAUAGUAAGAAGACCCUUUGAAAACAAGCAGCCCUAAUAUAGCUUUAUUUUGCUUACGCGGUAGUUUCAAAAUCCUAGGGAAAAAUUACGAUUCUUCUCGCAAAUAUUACCAUUCCCCUGAUACUUUCUUGUAGGAUUUAAGCGAAUCCUAAAAUCGUCCGGCCCAGGAUUUAGAGACACUCUCUUCUCUUGGCUAUGCCCCUGUUGUGACAAUACCAUGGUAUCGUCGUGACUCAAUUCUGUCAAUGUUUAAUGUUUGACCUUUUUGUCAACUUACAAAGUCAAUUAAAAAUCUUAACUUCAAUUUUUAACUGAAUUAUUUAUUGCUAAAUACAGUACUGUUAUCAAACUGUCAAAGCUGUCAUUUUUUAGUACCUGAUCCUUUUCAAGGAGAUUUGCCACACACAAAGCCCCUUACCGUCAUAAGUAAUGCCUCCUUAACCUGAAUGGGGAAGUCCAUUUGACGCGACUGUAACUUUUCUAACCUAAACAAGUUUGAGAUAAUAUAAUGUGUAAGAACAAUAGCAAAAACGUUAGAUUUAGGAAUAAACACGAAAGGUGGCCGCGACAUGAAAAGUCCAAGAAUAUGAAGAAAUGAAGAAAAUGCAAUCUUGAAAAGUACCUCAAGGAUAAACCCGAUUCAUUUCUGAUGAAAGAGUAAACAAUGUAUAUAUGAUCUCGUAUGAUCGAUAUCUCUAAAAAUUUCGCUGAUCUCUUUGUUCCUUGGAUGCCCCCACUUCCAAUUAAAAGCGCCCUAAAAUCACAACAGGAUUGUCUGAAUUUUAAGACCCUCCGAUCUACGCAAUUUUCUUGUAUGAUGUGAAUGUAUAGAUGGAGAUUUAUAGUUAGAAGGAAAAGCGUCCAACAGUAACAUUCGCCAGAAACAAUGGCUUAAUGAGAUUAAAUGAAAUAUUAAGCAGUAUUUCUGAGAAUUUGCUCACUUUUUAAAGAACUUCUGUCAAUUCUAUAGAACAGCUCCUCUGUUUACCAAUUUUAUUUGACUAACCAUUUUAGAUAAGAGACGAAGAGAAUCGAAACGAAAACAGAGAAAAUGCGUAGCAGUGCUUACUUUCGUUUCCUACUGUUGAAACGCGGAACGGAAUCGCUAAACGAUUCUAGACAAAGAUCGUAUGCCUGCUUCUUGGGGCAAAACGGGUAGGAAUUUCAUGUGGUUGAUUCUCUUGCCCACCCUUAUUUAACCUUAUCUAUUUUCUUAGUACUCUUGAGACCGCUUUGGCACGUACAACGCAUUGGUACUGAUCCUAUUAAUGACCUCACUGGCGUAAAUUUCCCACUCAGAACUCACUUAGGCCU